Molecule: messenger RNA, 828 nt
Organism: Puma concolor (puma)
Lineage: Eukaryota; Metazoa; Chordata; Mammalia; Carnivora; Felidae
Gene: C1GALT1C1L
Product: C1GALT1 specific chaperone 1 like
Molecular function (GO): N-acetylgalactosaminide beta-1,3-galactosyltransferase activity
Source: RefSeq, a predicted model, not a curated record
AUGUGGCCAGGUAACAUUCAACACAGAGGUAAAGACCCUGAUCACCAUUACCUUCGCCCCCCCAAAAGAAAAGAUUUCUUAAAUAUUUCAGAAGUGCAAAGCGUGGAUAUUAAUAACAGUAUCCGUGUUGACUGUAUCAGCCUUGGACAAUCCAAGAUAGCAUUAUUGAAAGACACUUGGGCCAAACAUGACAAAGCAGAGCCCUACAGUCCUAAAAAUGAUAGAUUAAUAAAUCUUUUAAAAAGUGACCUGUGGAUACAGAUGAGGACAACUUACAAAUAUGUCUUUGAAAAGCACAGUGACAACUACAACCGGUUCUUUCCUACAUGUCCCACUACAUUUGCUGUCUUUGACAAUUCAGCGUGUUUUCUGUGUACCGGGGCUUUAUCACAACCUUUCUAUCUGGGCCACACUAUACUUGGCAAGCUCCAAUACAUGACCGUGGAAGGAGAAAUUGUCAAGUAUAAUCUGAAAGACAGCCUCUUCAGUAAGUCUGAGAAGUGUGCAGAUUGAAGUGUCAUUUGGGAGUUAUCUGAAGAUAUGCAGCUGGCAGCUGGCCUUAAAUAAGCUGGAAUUCUUGCAGAAAAUGCAGAGGAUUCUGAAGGAAGAGUUGUAUUUAAUACAAAACAUGCACAUCUUAUUCAAGAGACCAUGUGUAAUAAUCCUCAGGAAGUGGUACAAGGCUGCUGUUCAGAUAUGGCUAUUACUUUUAAGGGACUGACACCCAAAAAGAUGAUAGUGAUGAUGUACGGUAUGCACUGGCUCAGGGUUCAUUAUUUCAACAGCACACUGGUCUUCUUGCCUCCAAACGGUUCAGAAAGUGACUGA